Molecule: messenger RNA, 447 nt
Organism: Rhinopithecus roxellana (golden snub-nosed monkey)
Lineage: Eukaryota; Metazoa; Chordata; Mammalia; Primates; Cercopithecidae
Product: homeobox even-skipped homolog protein 2-like
Exons: 2
Coding region: 1-447 (148 amino acids)
Source: RefSeq, a predicted model, not a curated record
AUGGCGGGCGCCGGAGCAUGCGGAGCGCAGCGCCUGCGCGGCGGUUUGAGUAAGCGGCUGCGCGAUUGGCUGCGGGAUGGUUCAGGGCCCUGUUCAAACUCCAGCGCUGACCAUUCACCGGCGGAAGCGGCGGCGCAGGAGGCGGCGGCGGCCCAGCAGGGGCACGUAGCGGGCUCUGGCACCAGCUCCGGCGGCGGCGACCAGCGAGAGCUAGGCCCGGGCCCGGCCGGCGGCGCUCGAGGCGGGGAGGGAAGUUGCGGGGCCGCCGUUCCUCCCCCCCCCCACUGGGCUUCCUAUUUACCGAAAGCGGAGCCCCUCGCCUCUCUCGGCUCUCACCAGCCGGCCCUGCUUUCCCGCGCGGGGGUUCCGCGCCCGCUCGCGGGCCGUAGGGAGCGGGAGAGGCGGAGGCGGCCCGUGGCCAAAGCACCCGCCAGGCGCCGAGGGUAA